GAUCGACUUUAGCAGUUAAUAUAUCGAGCUAAUGUGAGCUAGCCGCCUUUUUGUUACCGUCCUUAGUUUAUAGAAGGAGAAACUGGCGGUUUUUCGUCUGGAAACUUGAUAACAAUAACGCGGGGUUUUCUAAAGCUCUGAGUCAAUUAUGCAUGGAAAAUGAAAAUGCAGUCUCACACGAGGCAUGUGGAUCGGACAGUUCCUGCCAGAAGCUAACUGCAAUUACAAGACAUCCUUUAGAAAUUCCCCUGCUGUGGUGAAACUCUUCCUUGUUUACCACAUAAUUCAUCAUGUCAUUACCAAAGGACUCAUGGAGCCGAGGGAAAGAUCGAGAAAGGGGGGCUCGUCCAAAGGUCAGACAAAGCAGGUCAGAGGAGAGACGGGAUGCUGGUAGCGGACGGAAAGGUGGAAAGGGCAAGAAAAAAGGCCUGACCUCUCAUGAACCAGUAGCUGAGAGGCCUGUCAGCGAUGGCUUUGAGUAUGGAGAGCUGUUAAGUGACCUUGAGAACAGGGAUCAAACUUCCUCUUCUCCUCUGAGGGAGAACUGGAGAUGGCAGGGUUUGGAAGUUGCUGCCUCAUUACUCGGACAAGAGCGGGUAACAGCCAGGCCAGGACCUGUUAGCUCUGCUACAGACUUGCCUGCACCCAGUGAAGGUGAGGGAAGAGGGUCAAGCAGCAGUCGCACUCUCCGUCAAAAAAUCCAGGAUGCUAUGGGGCAGUGUUUCCCAAUAAAAUCCCACAGUGCGACAGCACCCACACCACCUCCACAAGCUCUUUCAUCAUCAAGUGUCUGUGCCUCCUCCAGGCGUAAAAUCCAUCUGAGUGAGUUAAUGUUGGACGACUGCCCUUUCCCUGUAGGAUCAGAGCUGGCUCAGAAGUGGUAUCUCAUUAAGCAGCACACAGCCCCCAUCACCCAGCCCCCCAUGAUUGAUUCCUCAGUAGUAUGCAGUGUUCCUACUUCAGCCAUGGCUACUGUGGUGGAGGAUGUAGAUGACAGGUUGCGAGAGCGCAGGCGCAUCAGCAUUGAACAAGGUGUUGAGCCACCACCAAAUGCAGAAAUCCACACGUUUGAAGUAACAGCACAAAUUAACCCUUUAUACAAACAUGGCCCGAAGCUGGCACAUGGUAUGAAUGAGCUAACCGGGGCUGACAGAGCUUCCGCUCAUCAGCAACAGCAGCUUCUUCUCCAAAGGCAGCAGCAGCACCAGCUCCUCCUGCAGAGUUGUUUGGAUACUCUGGAUGAGGUGGUGGCCACAGCCUCAGCCUCCGCCUCCGCCUCUGCCUCCGUCCACACCUGUGAAACCAUUUCUGACCCUCUGGUUGACCCAGAGGUUACAGCGACCAGCAUGCCUUCUAGAGCUAUACUUCCUCAGACGGAGAAUCACAAAUCUCACGAUAGCUACCGCAUCCACACCCAGAUCGAUUACAUUCACUGUUUAGUUCCAGACCUGCUGGAGAUCACAAACCUGCCGUGUUACUGGGGGGUUAUGGACCGCUACGAGGCAGAGAGACUGCUAGAGGGAAAACCAGAAGGCACCUUCCUCUUGCGUGACUCUGCGCAGGAAGACUACCUCUUCUCCGUCAGCUUCCGCCGCUAUGGCCGUUCGCUACAUGCUCGAAUUGAACAGUGGAACCACAACUUCAGCUUUGACGUGCACGACCCCAGUGUCUUCCAUGCUCCUACAGUGACAGGCUUACUGGAGCACUACAAGGACCCCAACUCCUGCAUGUUUUUCGAGCCGCUAUUGUCCAACCCUAUCCACCGCACACAGCCUUUCACCCUUCAACACAUAUGUAGAGCGACCAUAAGCAGCUGCACAACCUAUGAUGGCAUUAACAUGCUUCCCAUUCCAAAUGCUUUGAAAAAGCACCUGAAAGAAUACCACUACAAGCAGAGAGUAAGAGUACGGCGAAUGGACACCUGGUGGGAAUGAAGAACAAUAAUAUAAUCCAGACUUAUAUAAAUGACUAAAUACUAACACAGCUGUCCCUGAAGUGAACGCCGAGGCUUGUUCUUCACUCAUAUCUGGUUGGCACUAAUCUGCACUGCACUGUACUUAUUUAUUUUUAUUCCUGCUGUAUCUGUUUUAACAAUUGUAUACCACACUGACAUGACACGUUAUAAUCUCACUUAACUUGUACACAAAAAGUUCUUAAGCUCAAAUUAAAAAACUUAUCAAAGUC
Messenger RNA from Cheilinus undulatus (humphead wrasse), 2184 nucleotides. It is a transcript of the gene socs9, whose product is annotated as suppressor of cytokine signaling 9. Gene Ontology annotation, molecular function: 1-phosphatidylinositol-3-kinase regulator activity. The coding region runs from base 291 to 1934 and encodes 547 amino acids. The transcript has 2 exons. Gene Ontology annotation, biological process: phosphatidylinositol phosphate biosynthetic process; intracellular signal transduction. Lineage: Eukaryota; Metazoa; Chordata; Actinopteri; Labriformes; Labridae. Gene Ontology annotation, cellular component: phosphatidylinositol 3-kinase complex. The record is from RefSeq and is a predicted model, not a curated record.